AUGGACGGGGCACCGGAUACGAUAGCCACAAAUAACUUCCACCGGGUACUCACGUACUUUGACAAUGACGGGCUAAUUUUGCACCGGAAUUCACGGUUCCAAAUCGAUUGUGGGAUCUGCCAGGAGAAGCACAUUGCCCUCCUGAAUCCCAACUUCGACACGAGGUCGCGGGAGAACCACGAGUCGUACACGGUUCUUCCUCAUUGCGCCCACGCCUUCGGGUAUACUUGCCUCCACAGCUGGAUCGUCUAUAAUGGAGAUAACGAUGCGACUUGCCCGAGUUGCCGAGAACCUAUAUUCAUGGCUGGCGAUGAUCGAGUCCUCCCUAUAUACGGAGACUCGGGGAUUCUAGAGCAGCAUCUGGAGAUCCGGGAAAUUCGGGAGAGUAUUCGUAAGGCCGCUGAUAUGGUGGCAGCUGAAGAGGUACGACGGGCAGCGGCACAGCUAUUGCAGAUGCAGCAGGGUGCACAACCGCCGCAACAGGGACAGCAGGUGCAGCAGGGGCAGCAGGGUCAGCAGGAUCAGCAGGGUCAACAGGGUAAUCAAGCCCCAGAUAUAUUCCGGAUCUUAGGACAGGACAGAAUAGAUGAUGAAGCCGUGCAUAUCUUGAGGGAUGCGAUUCAGCGUAGGGGGGCUAUAGCAAUGGAGUUGGCCGAACUCCGUGAGAUGCUUUUAGAGGAGUUGCGGGAGAUGAACGAUAAUCAGCACUGGCACUUUAACCAGUGA
Annulohypoxylon maeteangense is the source of this 726-nucleotide messenger RNA. RefSeq lists its product as uncharacterized. The coding region runs from base 1 to 726 and encodes 241 amino acids. The transcript has a single exon. NCBI's taxonomy places the organism in Eukaryota, Fungi, Ascomycota, Sordariomycetes, Xylariales, Hypoxylaceae. The record is from RefSeq and is a predicted model, not a curated record.